This is a messenger RNA of Symbiodinium sp. CCMP2456, 831 nucleotides long. The record is from the annotation of a GenBank genome assembly. NCBI's taxonomy places the organism in Eukaryota, Dinophyceae, Suessiales, Symbiodiniaceae.
GCUUUCGCCUGUGUGAGCCAGUGGCCAUUCCUCCAGUGCAGGUGCCGGAGCACGUGGAAGAGGAUCUCCAGCAGAAAGAGAUCUUCUCGCUGCUGAAGGAGGCUACAGAUCUCAGGAGGCAGCAGCAGCGACUCGAGAUGCAGAUUUCGCAAGCGCAGGAUGCCAACGCGAGUCUGCAGAGUUCUUGGAGCGCGCUGUCCCGAGUCUCUACGACUCUCGCUUUUGGCUCUGGGCCGAGCCCGAAGAAGGAGGGGGACGCCCCUUGGCCGGAAGAUCGACUGGAGAAGGGCGAGGCCGAUGUUUCAACCGCUGCGCCGCUGGAGGGCAGCGAGGUUCUCAUCACCUCACAGCUCACACUCGCGAGAGAAGCGCACGACGCUGCCCUUCGUUUGCGCGAAGCAGAGGCCGCGGUGAGCACCUUGCAAGCCGACUCGGAAGCCUUGGAGAAGCAGAGUCGGCUGGUCGAGGAAGAGGUCCAAGAGAUGGCUGGACCACUGAAGGAGCUGGAGGCUUUGCGGGAGGAAGGCUCCCGGCGCGCCGAGCGAUUGGAGGCGCUGAAGAGCCGCGAGGAGGCGACUCUGCAGGCUCUAGCCGAGCUCUCCACGAAGCGCAUUGCGCUUCAGGAGGCAGCUGGGAAGCUGCAGGAGGAGUUGCAGGAGACAUCAGCGAAGGAACUGCCCCAGGUGGCCAAGCGGCGACGCGAGGCGGACUUGGAGGCACAAAGAGCGCAGCAAGCACAUGCAGGGGCUAAGAGCCGAUGGAAGACAGAGGUGCAGAUGUGCCAAAGUGCACUGCAAGCUGAAGAGAAGCAGCUCGCACGGUUGCUGGCGC